Rhinolophus ferrumequinum (greater horseshoe bat) is the source of this 5126-nucleotide messenger RNA. RefSeq names its product achaete-scute family bHLH transcription factor 5 (gene ASCL5). Lineage: Eukaryota; Metazoa; Chordata; Mammalia; Chiroptera; Rhinolophidae. The record is from RefSeq and is a predicted model, not a curated record. Bases 4413 to 4922 code for a protein of 169 amino acids. The transcript has 2 exons. Gene Ontology annotation, molecular function: RNA polymerase II transcription regulatory region sequence-specific DNA binding; DNA-binding transcription factor activity, RNA polymerase II-specific; protein dimerization activity. Gene Ontology annotation, biological process: developmental process; regulation of transcription by RNA polymerase II.
GCCGCCCGUGGGAACUUCUCCGUGGGCUUGCCCACUGGAGAGCCCACUGAGACCGGGUUUGGCCUGACGCCUGACACCUGCUGUGUGCAGACUAACGUGUGGCUUUUCUGGGUACAAAUGCUGCACUUAUCCACGUUUUAGAGGGAAUGUGUGCUCUCUCAGGAGGCUUUCUUGAAAAGGAGCCGAAAUGAGAAAGGUGUAGGCGGGGAGAGCCUCACCCUGCAUCCAACUGAGGCACAGGCUCGAGUGGUGCAGGGCAGAGGGUGGGGGCACGGCCUCUGGAGCCGACCGCGGGGGUCAGAUCCCAGCUCCAUCACUUAGUAGCUGGGUGACCGCUGGCCCUUUGCUUGUGUGGGUCUGUGCCAGCCCCGGUACACGGGUCAGCCUUGUAGCACUGCUGUGGGAGCCACGUGCGAGACGUGCUUAGACGAGUGUCCAGCAUGGCCCACUAUACAGACGUUCUUGUUGGUAAUCCUGCGAUUCACUAGAAACACGACUGAGGCUCUCUGAGCCUCAGUUUCCCCAUCUGUUACCUCAAGGGGAUGAAAUGGGUUGUUAGCAUGGGGGAAUCGGGGUUUCCUGCCUUGUAAAGUGAGCCAAGACUGUGUCCCCAUUGAGACACCGUGUUUCCUCCCCUUCUGUGCCAGAGGGAACCGUGGGCAGAAAAGCUUUGUGUCUUCAGGCCCAAACCGCUCUGCGUCUGCUCUGGACACCCUGGACAUUAGACGAACGACGUGGUGUGAGCGCACCCGCCUCCCCGUGACGGGCUGUGGUCAGAUCAGUGACACGUGUGACCGCAUGCUCAGCCACAGAGUCACCCCUCCACCUUUAGGUUACUUCUUGGGGACAUCUAGUGUGUCAGGAGCAGGGCUGGCCCUGCAGGAUGCUGAGAUGCACGGGGCAUGGUCCUGCCAUUCUCCUUGAGGCAGCAAGAUGCUGAUGUGUGACAAGGUGAAUGGCAACGUGAGGGUACAGCCCGAGAAAGAGCAUCCCCAAACAGCUCAUGACUAACAAUAGGCCUUAGGACAAAGCACGGGACAAGAGAGGGCCAGGCUGGCUCUGGAAGGAGGAGCAGGACUUGGGGACAGGGAAGGGCCAACGCUCCAGGCCUCGUGGGGAACUGGCCAAGGCUGAUGUGGGGAGAGGAGGCCGUCCCGCUGGAACAGAGGACAAUUUGGGGGUGCAGUUGGGGGGCGGCAGGAGGACCACAGACUGCUGAGGACCUUUGGUGCCAGGCAAGGGACUCACGGCAUUGUUUGUGGGGGAGUCACAUGAUCAAAGAAAUUUCUUAGAACAAGAAUCAGGCUAUGUGCACGCAGAGAGAUUGUGGGGGGCAAGACUAGAGUGGGGGACCCGUGACCCUCCACAUCAGGAGGAGCCGUGGUCCAAGAGCCCCGGUCUGCUGCAGGCCAAGAUGCUUUCACUCAGGAUGUCCCUACACUGCGUGGUGCCCCCACAAAGUAAGUGCGGGCACUGUCCCCCUCCCACAGUAGAGAAAACAGUCUUGCUCACAGUCCUGUAGCUGAAUAGUGGCUAAGCCAGGGUCCAAAGCCCUUUGGCUGGCCCCAGAGUCCUUGGUCAUCAGCCAAGUUUUGACAAGUUGCAGAGAGCACCCAGUUCGCUCUAAAAUGUGGUUAAGUGUAUGAAUAAGAGAUGGAUGGGACAAUCAGUGACAGCCUGUAUGUGCAGGGACCUGAGAGGACCUCAGCCCCCAGGAGAGGGACCUGGGGCAGGGACGUGAGAAGCCAGUGCCACUGUCCCAUCUGGCCACAGGUGCAGGCUCUCACAGCCCCAGCUUCCUCUCUACAGUGGGCUGAAGGCAGCUUUGCCAUAGGGACACGCCAUGUGACAUGUUUCAAGAGCUAAGCAACAUUAGUUCACUCCAGGAGGAGCCAAGUCCCCAAAGACCUGUGGCAGGCAUCCCUUCCCACCUCAGAUCCUCUGAGUCUCUGAUCAGGAGGGGCCUUAGGAAACCUCACAUGCAUGUCCUGUGUCCCCAAGGGUUUUUCCCACGAAAUACUAACCGCCUACGACGGAGGCCCAUUUGUGACUAAGGGAACAAUGUGUGGAACAGCUUCUCUCUCUCCUGUAUCUCUCAGGCUGUUAGAAAACCUCACCAUGGACAGAAUGAUGACUCCUGGCCAGCCCCAAGGUGCAUCCUGGUUUCUCUUGAAUGCCAAGUUUACCGUUUAUCAGCUGUGUGACCUUAGGAAAGUUACUUCCCCUCUCUGUGCUUCGUUGUUCCUAACUGUAAAAUAAGGAUAAUAACAGUGCUUGCCUGGUGGUGAGGAUUACACGGCAGUGCAUGUGAGUGUGCACACACACGUGUGGCAUGUAGAACGCGCUUGAUGUGGAGGAAGCCUGAUACCCACAUUGGCUUGUUGUCCUCUGGUCCAGGCUGGCUCGGCAGUCUUAGUUCUCAGUGGCACCUGAGGCAGUGGGUCACUGUUUCUGAAAGUGUAGGUCCCUGGUGAUAAAUGCAAGAAUGAAUUCCCCCAAAGUUCAUUGCAGGCUUGAAAGGACACUGGAGAGGACUCCCUGGCCCUUUAGUCGGAGGACAGCACCUGACUGGUGGCUGCUGCUUCAAACCAGUGAUCACAGACCCUCACAAUUACACUCCUUUCCUGUUUACUGUCUGGAACUCUACAGUUCACGCUGUGGUUUUACCAGCAGAUUCAUUUGAGCAUCAGGCUGGCCCCUGAGUAGGUCGGGCCCACUGGACUGUCCCAGCCCUGGGCAGCCAGCAGAGCCGAGAUGGGAGGACAGUGAAACCCAGUCACAUCACGGCGUGUCCCCACUUUCUCCAUCCCUCUCUCACAUGUGUACAGUGAGUCGUGCUUAGUGAGGAGCCCAGAUGUCUGGGUCUGACUCUCGGCUGUGGCCUGUACCAGCUGUGCUACCGUGGGCAAGUCGCUUCACCUCUCUGAGCCUCCACCUCCUCGUCUGUAAGAUGGGGACCUCAUCAGUGCUGACAGCCCGGGGCUGUGAUGACAGCUGUGAGCGUGCAGGCAGGAGAGCGUGAAGUGUGUGCGGGGCACUGUCCCCAACGAAUGGGGAUGGCUUCGAGCUGGUCCUCUGUGAGCCCCGCCCACAGUUGGCUUCCAGGGGACCUCUGGGGAUGGUGCUGGGUGCAUUGACGGUGGCAGGACGGACACUGAACACUCAGCUGACUUAGAGAAGUGGGGAUUUGGCUCCACUGUUCCUUCAGACUUGAGAAGACAUCAGGCCCUUGUGUACGGAAAUGUCCUCUUGGACUGCUUCCAGGACUGUGUGGCUAUGGGAAGCCGCUGGACAUGGCAGCAGCGCUGUGUCCUGUGCAAGCCGGGGGUGGCACGUGCUGUCUGAGGUCUUUCACAGCCCCAUCCGAGGACCUCAGAGCCUCUGGGAGCUCUUCCCAAGGCUGCCCCUGCCUCGCUGACAGUACCAGCUACCAGUAACUCCGUGACACCUGAAUUCAGUAACACCCGAAUUUCCCAGAAGACCUGGGGCCUCCCACCGUCCCCAACGGGAGUUUUAACGGAGUGUUCAAACGUCCACAGGCCUGAGGUCUCCCCACCUGGAAUUCCAGCAAUCUGCUGCUGCCAUUGCUUCUCAGGACCACACGGUGGCGCUGUUGACCAGCGGUUCUGCCCAGUCAGGCGACCUGAGGAGGGACCAGAUUUUGCCUGGUUUCUGAGUGGGAGGGUCCCACUACUCACGUUUCCUGAGCUCAGGCAAGGGAGCGCCUCAUCAAGUUGGCGGGGGUGCAGCUCCUGGUGCUGGACUCAGUCUGAUGACACCCUAUUCUUGCUUUCCCACCACAGAACCCCACGGCCGCCCUUCUAAGAACAUCCUCCAGGGGGCGUUCUCUUCCCACGGCGCCAAGGUGACCUGGGACCUGUCCCCCCAGAGCAGCAGCUCAGCAACAGCAGACGCCUUGAACCUGCGGGGGACACCCCCUCAUUGAACAGGACACGUUUGUUAGAAACGUUCCCGGGGACCCUCUGCAGAGCUGGAACGGCAGUUCCUGACCCCCCAGGCGGCCUGGGGUCCCCAAGGCCGUGAGGAACAAGGCCCAGGCACUGUGGCCCCAGCUCGGAGCCUCACCGUUAGCACCCGCGGGAGGCGCCCUCGCGGGGCUGCAGGCGAGGCGCUGCCAGGUGUGUCGCGGGAGCAUGGCCGACGGAUGAGGUCACUGGCCCGGAGUCCUGCUUGCGCUGAGCCUCUGCCUGGAGCCACCCGAGUCCGGAGCGAUGGCACGCGUUAGGGGAACGGCAGAAGCCAGCCCAAAGAGUGAAGAGAAGCGCUAACCAGUCCUGGAACCCCAGAGCUGCUGCUGGCGAUGUGACUCGUCCCCGUGGUGGGGACGUGCAGACCCCGAGCAGGGGCGAUUCAGGGAGGGCCUGCCUCUGGGAGCAGCCCCCCGUGGCACCAUGAACGGUCACUUCUGCCGGGGGCUGGUGGACCGGGGACCCGCGGUGCACCCCUGUGCUGUGCAGUUGGGCGCCGCGCCCCCUUCCGGGCCAGCGCCCCUGCCAGCGGAGCCCUCGGGCGCCAUGCCCUUUUUGCUGUUCCCCGGCCCAGCCGCCGCCUACGCCGGCCUGUUCCCCUGUGCGCCCGGGCCGGGCGCCCUCGGGGGCUACGACGGCCCCUUCGAGCCAGCUUUCAUCCAGAAGCGCAACGAGCGCGAGCGGCAGCGCGUGCGCUGUGUCAACGAGGGCUAUGCACGCCUCCGAGGCCACCUGCCGGGCGCGCUGGCCGAGAGGCGGCUGAGCAAGGUGGAGACGCUGCGCGCCGCGAUCCGCUACAUCCGGCACCUGCAGGAGCUGCUGCGCGCCGCCCCCGACGGUCCCCGGUCUGAACGCCCCAGCGACGCCCAGCCGCCGGAGGAGCCCCGCUUCUCCUCCUCGCCCGGCUUGGAGUCGGAGGAAUCCAGCCAGUGAUGCGGCUGCGCAGGGACGCCUCACUGCCGACAGCGCCUCGGGUCCCUGGGGGGCGGCGCAGGCCCGGACACUCAGGGGCGCGCUGCGCUCCACGUCUGCGAACCGUCCUCCCCGCCCCACGGCCGGCCGCCUCCCUGCCAUCUGGGCGGAGGCGCAGGGCAAGGGUUGCCAGUGGCCGGUGCAGACCUAGGCAUCCGGCGGGUG